This is a messenger RNA of Labrus bergylta (ballan wrasse), 419 nucleotides long. Lineage: Eukaryota; Metazoa; Chordata; Actinopteri; Labriformes; Labridae. The record is from RefSeq and is a predicted model, not a curated record.
AUGGCCGGAGAGCUCACACUAUAUGUGACUGAGUUUGUGGACCUGGGUAAUGUGUCAGCCUUAAGGACGUUCAGGGUACUGCGAGCGCUCAAAACCAUCUCUGUCAUCCCAGGCCUGAAGACCAUCGUGGGUGCUCUGAUCCAGUCAGUGAAGAAGCUCGCUGACGUGAUGAUCCUCACCGUUUUCUGUCUGAGCGUCUUCGCCCUCAUCGGCCUGCAGCUCUUCAUGGGAAACCUGCGGCAGAAAUGUGUCCGCAGCACAGCGCACUGCUUCAACGACACCCUGCCGACCAACACCUCGUUCGUCUGCAACAACAAGACGUGGGCCUCCUUGAAGGACUUCGUCAACGACGAGGACAACUUUUACAAAGUGGAGGGCGCCAAGGAUGCCUUAAUCUGUGGGAACGGCAGCGACGCAGG